UAUUACUGGCAUCCCUAUUUCCACCUGUUUUCACUUUUGAACUUUGUUCCUUGACAUUCCAUUGAUUUAGACGGAAUAAUAGAAAAUGGCAUCGACUGGACUUUUAGUAGUGUCCCAUGUAAAACGGUUUGCUCAAUCUUUGAAAGCUCUCCAAAAAUACGAGUAUGUAAAUUCCCUAUAUAUACAUCUCAACGUGCCCCCUACAAAUGUUCCCGUGCCAUCAUAUGGUCGUCUGAUAUCGCAGUUAUAUGUCGAUGGCUCUCGCUUCAUUGACAAGGACUUGAAUAUCUUGAUCGGCACAUUGAAGACCCAAACUGCUAGUAUGCAUUUAAAACCUGUUGACUUAAUUUUUUCGGAUGCUCACCAUCCCGAAAUUUGCGAGAGAUUGCGUCAACAAUUACAGAUAGAAAAACCAACAAUUUAUUUGCAUGGCGAUGAAAACACAAAUGAUUUAGCAGAGUAUCAACAAUUAGGACCAGAAGAUAAAAUACGGGCUUACAAUAAUGUAGUAUUGGGAGGCACUUUCGAUCGCAUUCAUUUGGGUCAUAAAAUUUUCUUAUCGCAAGCAGUAAUACGAGCUUGCUCUAGAUUGGUUGUUGGCGUAACGACAUCCAAGUUGACGAGAAGUAAAACACUACACGAGCUUAUUUUACCAGUAGAACAACGUAUAGAGAAUGUUCGUUUGUUUCUCAAUGAAAUUGAUUCCACACUGCAUUAUGAAGUGGUUCCAAUUGACGAUCCAUUUGGUCCCACAAAAAGUGAUCCAAACAUGGACAUGAUCGUUGUGAGCGCUGAGACUUUGAAGGGCGGAGAAAAGGUUAAUGAAUUGAGACGACAGAAUAAUUUGAAACCCUUGGAUAUAUUCUGCAUAGAUCUAGUGGAUGCUUCGGACAGCAGUGGGCCGAAGGAAAGCAAAGUAAGCUCUAGUAAUACGCGUAUUGAUUUAUUGGGAAGUCGUCUUAGGAAACCAGAGCCAAGGCCGUACCUAACUUCAGAACCCUACAUUAUUGGUUUAACAGGUGGUAUAGCUUCAGGAAAAAGUAAAAUGGCUCAGCGUUUGCGGGGUAUGGGAGCUUUUGUGAUAGACUGUGAUAAAGUAGCUCAUGAGAUUUACGAACCCGGCCAAGUAUGCUACAAUAAAGUUGUGGAAGAAUUCGGAGAUAGAAUUUUGGAUGAUUGCAAACGCAUAGACAGGACAAAAUUAGGACCAAUCGUAUUUGCUGACCCACAAAAACUGGAGAAAUUGAAUGGUAUAGUCUGGCCAGAACUCAUGGUAGAGGUGAAACGUAGAAUACGUGCUUUAGUCGAAAAGAAGGAAUUCCCAAAAGUGGUUGUUUUGGAAGCUGCUGUGUUAAUUAAAGCUGGAUGGGAAAGAGAAGUACACGAAGUGUGGUCUAUGAUUAUUUCGCCAGAAGAAGCGGUUCGACGUGUCGUUGAACGCAAUAAUAUUUCAGAAGAAGACGCAAAACGCCGGCUGGCCAGUCAGCCAAGUAAUAGUGAAAUUGUUGCAAAAUCUCACGUCGUAUUUAGUUCGCAGUGGGAUACCAAUUUUACGCUAACACAAGCUGAGAAAGCUUGGCAAAUGUUAAUGGGGGAAAUAAAGUCUUCGAGAGAAACAAGUAGCAAUUUAUAAGGAAAGUAACACUUAUAUAAACCUUUUAUUUCUUUAGAGCCUGUAUCUCUAGACCAUUCUUUUAGUAUUUAAACGUUGCCUCUUUUUCAUUGUUAAAUAAUUUUAAAUUGUAGACAUAUUAACGUGCAUAUCAA
Messenger RNA from Stomoxys calcitrans (stable fly), 1767 nucleotides. It is a transcript of the gene Ppat-Dpck, whose product is annotated as bifunctional coenzyme A synthase. NCBI's taxonomy places the organism in Eukaryota, Metazoa, Arthropoda, Insecta, Diptera, Muscidae. The transcript has 2 exons. The coding region runs from base 86 to 1633 and encodes 515 amino acids. Gene Ontology annotation, biological process: coenzyme A biosynthetic process. The record is from RefSeq and is a predicted model, not a curated record. Gene Ontology annotation, molecular function: dephospho-CoA kinase activity; ATP binding.